Molecule: messenger RNA, 561 nt
Organism: Cercospora beticola
Lineage: Eukaryota; Fungi; Ascomycota; Dothideomycetes; Mycosphaerellales; Mycosphaerellaceae
Source: RefSeq, a predicted model, not a curated record
UGUCCUAGACACAGACACACAAUUGCAGCGACGAAGCCCCCCUUCUACCACCCACCACACCACUCGAAACUACCGCCAAAAUGUCUGACGAUGAGGAGCGCGUAACCAUGCCAUUCAAGUUCGUGACUGCAGGCUUCGAUGCCCGCUUUCCGAACCAGAACCAGACCAAGCACUGCUGGCAAAACUAUGUCGACUACAACAAGUGCAUUCUCGCAAAGGGCGAGGACUUCAAGCCUUGCCGCCAGUUCUACUUGGCCUACCGAUCGCUUUGCCCAGCAUCUUGGACUGAGAGGUGGGAUGAUCAGCGAGAGAACGGAACGUUCCCGACGAGAUUGGACCAAUAGAUGCGGAAAUGAGUUGAAUACGGACAAGAAGGCACUGCUCACGGGGUUGAUACAUGGCGUUUCGUGCUUAAGCGCAGGCAAGAUUCAUGUACAUAUAUCAAGCCGCUAUGGAACGGAGAAGAAUGUCUUGUAUGAACACUCGACUGUGUCCUAUGUUCGGACAUGCGGCAGUCUUCUACCUUGUGUGUGCAGUAUCAAGUCGUACUUGUCAUUGGGG